Molecule: messenger RNA, 7670 nt
Organism: Adelges cooleyi (spruce gall adelgid)
Lineage: Eukaryota; Metazoa; Arthropoda; Insecta; Hemiptera; Adelgidae
Product: CCR4-NOT transcription complex subunit 1-like
Exons: 43
Coding region: 216-7454 (2412 amino acids)
Biological process (GO): nuclear-transcribed mRNA catabolic process, deadenylation-dependent decay
Cellular component (GO): P-body; CCR4-NOT core complex
Molecular function (GO): molecular adaptor activity
Source: RefSeq, a predicted model, not a curated record
GUUGUCGCUGUUGUACACUUGUCUAUGGUUGUUCGAGUCACUACGCACUAGUCAGUUAUGCCAGUAAAAUGAAAGUCCUCAUAACGGUCGGCGGAGGGUCGAUGGAGAUUGGAAUUUUCUGCGCUUUUGGAAUACCAUGUUCAAGCUUCACGGCUCUGAACGUCCAAGAGAGCUUCAAAUUGUAUUGAAGCUUUCGAAGCAGCAUUCAUGGAACUAUGAACUUGGAUUCUUUGUCUUAUACAUUAUCACAAAUCAGCUUUCUCGUCGCUAAUUUGUCAAGGAAAAAUUACACUUCUAGUGUUCAAGAAAUAUUGAACGCCAUCCAAUUACAAGGAUUUGAAGUUGAUCGACAUUUACUGCGUUGCUUACUUUCUCAUAUAGAUUUGAGAGACAGUGAAGGACCACGAAGUACAUCUCAUAAAGAUUAUUAUCAAGCUCUACUUUUAGCGCAACAAUGUAAAACUCUUUUGAACAAGCCCUCGCUUUUUUCAAUUUUGUGUUUUGCACUAGACAAUCCACUUGCUAAUUCAAAACUAUUGAAACCUUCGAUAAAGUUUUUCAUACAGCUAAGUAGGCUUUUACAUCUAAGUCCUGUACAAGAAGUGGUUUUUGGAAUUGUAUGUUUGGAAUCAGUCAACUACUCCACAUAUGCCUUAGAGUAUGUGAAACAAAAAUUACCAGAACUAAUUAAAUUCUAUAUUAAUUUAGAAGACCAUAGUAAUCAAGUCACUGAAGGGGGAUUGCAUGAUUCUAGUCCUGAAGUUCUUCAUUUAAUACUAUGCCACAUAUUUUCUGUCACCAAUCGAGAUUUUGGUAUUAGUAAAGAAGUAAAGAAUAGUUUGUUGUUAAACUUACGUCGUGAUUUUCCUUUAGAGGUUGCCCCGGUUUUAUUGGCUCCUUUGAUAUAUUCAAAUAAGCCUGACCACCCUAUGGUUAAAAUGGAUCAAGAAACAAUUAAUAUUAAGAUGUUGGAUACAUCGUUAGCCGAUUUCAUGAUGGAAAUAGGCUACUCAUUUUGCGUUUCAAAAGAUGAGUGCAAGAAGAAUUUGAUGUCAAUUAUUGCUGGAAAUGAUGUGACAUUCGUUUUUGGCCCAAAAUCUAUUGCUAAUGUGUUAAUAAUGAUGAUACGUAGUCACUCUGGUUUAGAAACACAGCCACUCUUGUCCUUCUGGGUGGGAGAUAACCGUAUUGAUUUGAGUGAUUUGACUACUUCUAACGCUAAUUUAACUACAUGGAAUGUUGAAGCAUUUGUGGGCGCAGUUCUAGACGUGAAUCCACUUUUAUCAUGGACAGAGGUAGUUAAAGAAUUAGAUCAGUCUGACUUUAUGAUUAAAGAUAGAAAAGGUUUAGUCCUGCUUAUUACUACUCUUCGUCUUGCUUUGAAGAAACAAAAAUUCCUCAGAGAAAGCUUCCCAAUUAAAAUGUUUUAUUACCAGUGGACAAAUUCUGACUCACAGAUGUCCUUAUUACAAUAUUGUCUUCAAAAUUCUGAUAUAUUCUGUUUUAAUGAUUAUCCUUGUCGUAGAGUUAAUGUUGACUUUUUAAAUGUUAGGCCGGGUACAGAAAACCAAGACAUAAACAAUUGGCGUUCAAUUGAUUUAGUCGAUGCAUUGUUUGGUUUGGCGGAACGAGGUCAUUGUUAUGAAAUACAAGAUUGCUUGAAGUAUCCAGUUCAUAAUUGUCCUGAUAUAUUAGCUCUUGCUCUUAUACAAUCCAAUGAGCCUCUCAAUAUAAUUAGACAUGAAGUUUUUAGUGUUAUUUUCUCAAUUUUCCUUGGAAACCACAGCAAUUCCGAUAUUGUUUUAAAUCGUGCAUGGAAUCAUCAGAACACAGGGCUUAAACAUACUUUAGCUCAGUCAAUGUGUGACUGGUAUAUGCGAAGCGAUUGUGACCAUGUAAAACUUGCACGAAUAUUAGAUAUAGCACAAGACCUAAAAGCAUUAUCAUUUUUACUGAGUGUUCACCAGUUUACCUUUAUUAUAGAUCUAGCUUGUUUAGCUUCUCAGCGUGAAUACUUGAAAUUGGAUAAAUGGCUUUCAGAUAAAAUUCGCGAACAUGGUGAAAAUUUUAUUGCCUCGUGUGUCAAAUUUUUACAGAAACGUUGCCCUCAACUAACUGGAUAUUUAGCUAAAGAUGAGAAUUUCUCAAAAUAUACAACGUUAUCAUCUGACACUGUUUUAACAAUGUUAAAUUGCUUGCGAAAUAUAAACUCAGGAAACAUUACUCCAAAUUUGUUAGAAGCUAUUAUGAUAAUGGUAACAAAUUAUACUAAUAUGUAUAUGACCAAAGUGCCACGCAUUAACCCAAUCGGCCCCCCACCAACUUUAAUACGUCAACCACAACAUCUUCGUACUAUGGAAGCAUCAUCUUCCCAAAUAUAUGUGAACCAGUUGUCAGGACUUGCUACUAGUCUUACUAAUAUUGGACUCAAUCCUACGUCAGGCUCUGCGUUUACCUUACCAGUGUCAUUGGGACAUUUAAUUCAAGCCCCUAUUUCACCAUCUCAAAAUAUGUUUGGGAAUCCCUCUGGAUUUAAUAACUUCUCAAUUAUGACAUCUCCAUCAACAAGCGUUCAAUGUACGAACAUGUGGAGCCAUUUAAGUGUGCCACCUAAUAUGAUGAGUUGUAUGUCGCCACUACCAGUUACUACACCAGCUAUUACACCACCUACUAAACCUAUACAAAAUUUUGAAAACAGUAUGUUUUUGGAUAACAUAUCAGAUCCAAUGCCAAAAGAAAUAGAAGACGAAGCUAAUAGCUACUUUCAGCGUAUUUAUAGUUUGACGCCUACUAUUGACUCAUUAAGUAUUGAUGGUGUACUAGACAUGUUAAAGAGAUUUCUCGAGUCGUCUGUUAAACGUGAAAAGGAUGUAUUUUGCUGCGUGUUAAGGAAUUUAUUUGACGAAUAUAGAUUUUUUCAUGAGUAUCCAGAAACAGAACUUAAUAUAACAGCCCAAUUAUUUGGCGGUGUUAUACAACAUGGUUUUAUUGUAAAUUAUAAAGUUCUAUGUUUAGCUCUCCGUUUUGUUUUGGAUUCCUUAAAAUCACCUCCAGACACAAAAAUGUAUAAUUUUGGAAUAAUUGCGUUGAACCGUUUUAAAAAUCGAUUGAAGGAUUAUCAUCAGUAUUGCACCCACAUUGCAGCUAUUCCUCAUUAUCACCAAUUUCCUCCGCAUCUUAUUGAGUAUGUAGAAUAUGGCAAAACUUCUCAAGAGCCACCACCAUCAUCUAGACUUAUAGAACAGACUGAGAUGGUACAAGGGCCAGUUACAGGCGAUCAACAGAGUUCAGUAAAUAUUGCUGUUAAUACCACGAUAGCCUCAGGGAUACCAGCAACAGUAAAUAUGAGUACGAACUCUUUAAAUGCUUUAAAGCCAUCAAGACCUUCGUUUGCAAUUAUUCCAUCUGUAGAUUCAUUACUUGACACAAAAAAUAAAAACAUUAUCAUUCCACCCGAAAGCGUUCAAGAUAAAAUAGCUUUUAUCUUUAACAACUUGAGUCAAGUUAAUGUUCAAGUAAAGUGCAACGAAGCCAAAGAAAUUAUCAUUAAUGAUUAUUUGCCGUGGCUAUCUCAAUAUCUAAUUAUGAGACGAGUCAUUAUUGAAACAAAUUUCCAUGCAUUAUAUUUAAAUUUUGUAGACUGUUUUGAUAAUGCAAGAUUUAAUUCUUUGAUUAUGGAAGACACUUUAAAAAGUAUAAAAGUGCUGUUGGGCUGCGCUAAAGAUUUGAACAAUUUUUCAGAAAGAAAUUUGUUAAAAAAUUUAGGCCAUUGGUAUGGGAUGAUUACAAUAGGAAAAAAUAGACCCGUAUUGAUGAAAGAUGUCGACCUUAAAAUGUUGUUGGUUGAUUCGUACAGUAAAGGUGUUAAAGAAUUACUAUAUACUGUACCAUUUAUAACAAAAGUUUUAGAAUCGUGUUCUAGAAGUAGAAUAUUUAAACCGAAGAAUCCUUGGACGAUGGCUAUUAUGAACUCUUUAGCUGAACUUCACCGUACUCCUGCUUUAAAGUUAUCAUUAAAGUUUGAAGUGGAAGUACUUUGUAAAACUUUACAACUUAAUCUCAUGGAGUUGCAGCCUUCUUGUAUACUUAAUAAUCCUGAAUUACAAAAGAAUCCGAAUGAGAAACCAAUUACUGAUGUUGAGGAAGUGCCAGUAGAAGAACAGAUGGAAACAGAUAUUCCUGCGAUUAUGACUUCCGAAAUGCAACACACAAAGAUCGCUUCAGCUGUACAAUCAGUGUUUAUAUUUAAUGAUGAGAUGGUUACUGAAAUAGUGGCAUCUGGAGGAAUUAGAACACUUACGUCAUCUAUUAGUGAAAUUUCACCUUCACCUAUGAUCGACGAUAAAUAUAACCUUUCAACUCUUGAAAAUGCAUCACUGAUGUCGCCAAUUAUUGCUAUUAAUACUCUAGUACCACGAUUUGUAAAAAUACCAAAACUUAAGGGUUGUGUAUGGGCAGCUGUCCACCGAACAGUCCGAGAUUGGAUCGAACCGGUAGUGCAAAGAACUGUUAAAAUAGCUGCCGAUACUACUAUAGCUAUUGUCAAAAAAGAUUUUAGUAUGGAUCCAGAUGAAUUGCUUAUGAGGAAAGCGGCUCAUUUAUUUAUAGAAAAAAUAACUUCGUCAAACGCAUUGGAUAGAAUUCGGGAACACGUUUUGUACACGUUAAAUUUAAAUUUAAAACAAUACUUUAUAAGUGUAAUCGCGUCACCUAAACAAGCCCAGAUAGAACUAAUUGACAAAGCAUCUACUAUUUGUGCAAAUGAUCAUUUAGGAUUGACAUGUUCUUUUAUUCAUCAAAAUGUAUCUCAAAAAGCAAAACUUGAAAUUGACGACACUUUAAAAACAGAAUAUGAAAAGUGCAAAAUGGAAUCGCGUCGUUAUGCUGGACAAGAUGUAGCUAGUAAUCAAGCAGCUCAAUUCUUACCAGAUUUGCUUCGUAACAAAGUUAAUUUACCAACUCCUCAGGUGUUAGACCUUUAUGACGAAUACUCAAAAUCUAUACCAAGCUUUCAACCAUUGGACCAAUCGGCAAUUGCAUUAUUCGUGGCCAAGAAUAGUAACCCACCCGAUGAGAUGACUAUUAUUUAUGAAAAACUUAUCAAUGAUGUUGAAACACUUUUACAAUUGUACUUGGCAAAUCAACGAAUUCUUUCUAAUUCAACACAACCAACAAACUUGCAUAGUGUAUUGGAAGCAUUAAUAUCAUUGAGAAGAAGCCGUGAUGUUGUUACUGCAGCAAAUGUUGUCAAUAAAGUUCUCGAGAGCUUUUUAGACGGUUUAAAUCCUACUGCAAAUCGAGAUUUGGAUAUGACAAUCAGAUAUCGUGACACGCUCCUUAAUAUAUUUAGGGCAUUUCAAGAUCCUCGAGCAUACAACAUACAGUGGACUAACAAAACAUUGACCAAGGCUCUUAUUGGAGCUAGAGAUGAUUUGCGAUACAAUCUGGAUGCAAUUGACAUACUGAUUCGUGCUGGUAUGGUGAAUAUGACUAUGUAUGAUACGUACUUAGCUAUGUCUAUGGAGAAUGGAACCAACUAUGUCGCUAUGGCAUAUGUUAAACAAUUUUUGCAAAAUUAUUUAAUCGACAAUCGGACUAAUUCUCCAAUUACCCAACAGCAUUUACAAUCGUCAAUCGAUGCUAUAAGUUCAAUUUUGCAAAGUGGUCUCACUACACCCGAGGGACUGGCAAGUAUUCUUGAAGUGAUAAGACCGUCGCAUGCAGAAAGUGAUUCUAUAGAUAGACUGACAAAUAAUAAUAACACAUCAACACUAAAAAUUCAGCAUGGAAUGUUACGAGGAAGAGAUGUUGAUGAUCCUCCUGGUUUGCUUGAAAAAACUGAAUAUUUACUAAAAGAAUGGUUGACUCUUUAUACCAGUUCACCAAAUAGAGAUCCUGCGAAAACAUUUAAUAUUUAUAUUCAUCAAAUGAACGUUCAAGGAAUUUUGAAGUCCGAUGACAUCAUUACUCGUUUUUUCCGACUUAGCUCCCAGUUGAUAGUGGAGUUAUGUUAUCGUCAACUACCAGACUCAACUCCGUCUUCGACAGCAGUGCGGACAAAACUUUCCAACACUAUCGAUGCCUAUGUAAACCUCAUAGUGAUGUUAGUGAAACAUUCUGGCGAUACAAACGCCAUAACUAUCAAAACUAAUCUUUUAAAUAAAGUACUUGGUAUUAUUGUUGGUGUAUUACUUCAAGAUCAUCAGCUACAAGGUCCCGGUUUUUAUCAAUUGCCAUAUCACAGAAUGUUAAGUAUGCUCUUUCUUGAGUUGAACACACCGGAUCCAGUACUAGAAUCAAUCAAUAGCGCUACAUUAGCUGCCUAUUGCCAUACUUAUCACCUACUUCGACCUAAGAAAGUUCCUGGUUUUGCUUUUGCUUGGAUAGAAUUGAUAUCUAAUCGUGUAUUUAUUGGUCGAAUUCUAAGUUUAACUACACAGGAAAAGCGGCAGAACACAAAUGAUCAAAAGCAAAAUACCGAUGUCCAAGGAUGGAAUUUCUAUGCUCAACUGCUCGUUGAUCUGUUAAAAUACUUAGCGCCAUUUUUACGAAAUACUGAGCUAGCUAAACCUGUUCAGUUAUUAUACAAAGGAGCAUUGCGAAUAAUGUUGAUAUUGUUGCAUGAUUUUCCAGAGUUUUUGUGCGAGUAUCAUUAUGGAUUUUGUGAUGCCGUACCGCCCAAUUGCGUUCAGAUGAGGAACUUAAUAUUGUCUGCUUUUCCACGGAAUAUGCGCUUACCAGAUCCGUUUACUCCGAAUUUAAAAGUAGAUGUUCUUAAAGAAAUAGCAAUAUCUCCAAAAAUUGGUCCAGACUUCCAAAGCAACAUUCAACCUCAAACUUUCAAAAAUAAUUUGGAUUUGUAUCUAAAGACACGGUCUCCAGUUACUUUUUUGUCUGACAUCCGUUCUACUUUGCAACAAACCAGUGUCGAACCAGGGAUGCGUUAUAAUUUAUCACUCUUAAAUGCUAUUGUUUUGUAUGUUGGGACCCAAGCUAUACAACACAUUAGAAGUAAAGGUCAAGUGCCUAACACUUCAACGAUUGCACAUUCUGCACAUAUGGACAUAUUUCAAAAUUUAUCAGUGGACCUUGACAACGAAGGUCGAUAUUUGUUUUUAAAUUCCAUGGUAAAUCAUUUACGUUUUCCUAACAGUCACACACACUAUUUUAGUUGUACCCUUUUGUUAUUGUUUGCUGAAGCUAACAGUGAAGCUAUUCAAGAACAAAUAACACGAGUACUUUUGGAAAGACUUAUUGUAAAUAGACCACAUCCUUGGGGCUUGUUGAUCACGUUUAUUGAAUUAAUUAAGAACCCACUUUAUAAAUUUUGGGACCACGAAUUUGUACACUGCGCACCUGAAAUAGAAAAACUUUUUGAAUCAGUUGCUCGUUCUUGUAUGGUCCAUAAACAAACAAGCCAGCCACCAACUUUUGCCAGUAUGUCAAGAAUGUGAAAAUUGAAUAAAACGUUUUAAUUUAAUGUAAUAUAUGUAUGUUAUUUCCAAUACUUGAUUAUAGUCAGUUAAAAACCAAAGAAAAAGAAAAUUUUAUAUCUGUAUUAAUUUGUAGUGUAAAAGUCAUGUAAUUAUCAUUUAUUCAAUUUUGUAAGUUGUAAAAUUUAAGAGUGUUGUAUUUAAAGUGUAGUCAUUUUCUUUGUACUCAUAUAUUAU